This is a messenger RNA of Hyaloscypha bicolor E, 1921 nucleotides long. RefSeq lists its product as uncharacterized. Gene Ontology annotation, cellular component: cytosol; Rpd3L complex. The record is from RefSeq and is a predicted model, not a curated record. The coding region runs from base 272 to 1777 and encodes 501 amino acids. Gene Ontology annotation, biological process: negative regulation of silent mating-type cassette heterochromatin formation; negative regulation of rDNA heterochromatin formation. Lineage: Eukaryota; Fungi; Ascomycota; Leotiomycetes; Helotiales; Hyaloscyphaceae. The transcript has 4 exons.
CCAAGGUUCACACUCGGCGUUCUCUCGAACAACCACCCAGCACUGGACCGGAACCCCAGUCACUCGUGCCUAGGCUUAGAAUCGCCGUUAUCCUACGUCCCAGUUUCCAGAUCUCGUACGACUCCCCAAACUUCACCUCCGACUGGAGUCGUACUACUCCUGGAGCCCCUCUACCGGAAAAUUGAACGUGGGCGCGAAAUCGGUCAAGAACAACGACACGAAGCUGGACAUACAGUAUUAACGCCAAAGAGGGCGCAUAGGAUCUGCCGCCAUGGCGUCCCAGGCUGCACUCAUCUCAGAGACUAUUGCUGGCAUGAAAAAGGCCGUCAAAAGAAAAGCCUACGACUCGGAUUCCGACAGUUCUAUAGAACAGCUCACAAAUCGAGGCAAUAAAUUAAGGAAGAAGGCAAGAUAUAUUCACGAGGGUCAAUUGGCACCUCCGAGCGGACCUCAGGUUUACAAAAGAAAAAUUGAGCACGCAGGUUUUCAUAGAGAGAUUAUAAGUCGAAAUCCCCCACUCGUCGACGAAGAUGGCUACGAUGUUGACAGCGACGAUGACGAUGAAAGAGCCCAAGCUGCGAUAGCUGCGGCGGCCGAGUUCGACCCAUACGCAGACGUCAGAAUUGAACAUCUCUUGGCACCAUUAACAACAGCUUCUGAUCUCCCUGACCACCCAACCUUAUCGAAACCUUUCACCUCCAAGACCCUCACAGAACUUACCCGACAUGCUGGCGAGAUGGUACAGAAAGAGAAAGAGUCUCUGUGGCGAAUUAAACACCUAUUGACGAGGCUGACGGGAGAUAAUACCUGGAUACCGUGUGAGAGCGUCGAGACCGAGAAUGACUUCAAUCUUUUCAUCGAUGAAAGGGACAGAAACGCAGGAAAUAUUCUCGAGAAAGUUAUAUCUAGGGACGAGGGAGAUCAAGUCUCGACAGGAACACUGGCCUCGGAGGAAGUAGAGCAGCCUGGCAGGUUACUGACAAUGGAAGCUCAUUCUGAGAAGGCUGGUCAAAGCAAUGGAAAUCAUCAGGUCGCCGAAAAGCCUCCUGCUGAUGAGGAUGUGGUCAUGAUCUUGUCUGCAGACUCAACCGGUGUUGUGGAGAAGCGGCAAGCAGAAGAGUUAGUAGAAGCAUUGAAGUCGAAAGGGAAAGAAGUCCUGCGGGAGCCUGUUCCCGGAAGCAUAGCAGGAGAGCCUCCAGCCGAGGGCUCAAUGGAGGUGGACAGGGCUCAAAAGACAGCGCCGGACGAUGUCAAUGAAGACCAAGCACAACUCAUAGAAAUCGAUGGGGAAGAAGGCGAUGGGGAAGAUCCGGCUCCACAUCGCAUGAGAACCCGAGCGCAAGCCCAGGCAGCUUCAGACAAUACCGUUGCAAGCAGAACAAGGUCAAUAACACCUGAUUCCAGCAACGACACCAAGGUUGAUCCCUAUUUCCUGGCACCACUAUCGGCCCAUGCGGAUCGUAACGUUGGCCUACCUCAACACGAAGCGGAGGAAACGCGGAGGUUACUGCAACUGUAUAUACAGAAGCAGGAAGAGGUUUGUCGAGGCGCUCAAAGGGUAUAUGAGGGGCUUUUGAAAGCUGAUCGAUAUCGGAAACUGGUAAUGAAAUGGGCAAAGGCUGAAGGGCAUGUUGGUCUCAAUCGUGACAUGUCGGAUGGGGAAGACUGGUACGACAAGGAAGAAUGGGGGUUGGAGGAGGAUCUUAAGAAGGGACAGGAUGAAGAAGAGGAAGAUGCUGCUACAACAGCUAAAAAGACGAGAGCUCGACGGCAGUAAAAGAUUUAGGUUGUGGUGCGUAACAAUGAGGCGCAACUUAUGGGAAGACGGUUUGACGAUAUCCAUGGCUCGGCGUAAUUCCAGCGAUGAGUCUGUGUUAUUUAAGCACAUGGAGGUGGUGAAAUGAAAAGACUCGUUUCUGAU